Lathyrus sativus (Indian pea) is the source of this 1560-nucleotide messenger RNA. The record is from the annotation of a GenBank genome assembly. NCBI's taxonomy places the organism in Eukaryota, Viridiplantae, Streptophyta, Magnoliopsida, Fabales, Fabaceae.
AUGGUAUCAGAUAAGCAAUCUCGUAAGGAUCACAAAGGAAGUAGUAAGAUUCCUAGUGAUGGGUCGAAACGGAAUCUUGGUGUUACUAAACAAGCAUCAAAUAGUGGCCUUAAGUUUAUGAUUAACACAGUAUGGAUCAAUGCUCACAAUUUGCUCGUCAUGGAACCUUUCAUUCGAGGAAUGGUAAGAGAUGUAACUGAGAGAAAAGUCCAAGAGCUGCUCUUUUCAAGAGAAAAGAUUAAUGAAGCUGCUAGAUCUGGAGUUAGAUCCUUAGAAUUGCGUUUUAUGAAUGAUGAUAAGUUGCCAAAGAUGACUUUUACCAAAACUAAUAUUGUUCCAAAGGGUGAAGCACUUCAAGUUGCACUAUAUGAUGUUAGAUCUCAGUCAAUAGUCAACGAGGGUCCCUUGUCUUUAAUAAAGAUACAGAUUUGUCCCAUUCAUGGUGAGUUUGAAUCUGGUGAGGAUGAAGAUUGGACUGAAGCUGAAUUCAAUAAGAAUAUCGUGCAUAAGAAAAAGAAUAAAGAGCCAUUGUUGGUUGGAGAUGGAGUUGUUACUCUUAGAAAUGGUGUUGCUUCUAUUUCUGAAAUCACGUUCAAUGAAACCUCUAGAUGGGCAAGAAAGAAAAGGUUCAGUUUAGGAGCAAAAGCUAUGGAAAAUGGAGAGAAUAUUAAGGAAGGUAGAAGUCAAGCUUUUAGGGUCAAAGAUAUCAGAGGAGAAGCUUACAAGAAACAUUAUCCUCCAUACUUGAACGAUGAAGUGUGGCGCUUGAAGAAAAUUUCUGAAAAAGGACCGUACCGCAACCGACUCCAUAGCUACGGAAUUAAAAAGGUUAAGGAUCUAUUGAGGUUACUCAUAAUCAAUAAAUCUUCAUUACAUGAGAUAUUUGGCAAAAUUCCAAACAAGUGCUGGUCUGAUAUUAUCGAACAUGCUCGAUUGUGUGUUGUGGAUGAGUACAUGCUUUACAGCUAUGAGAUGAUUGGACAACCAAUACUGCUUCUGUUCAAUGUGAUCUAUGAACUUGUUGGUCUCACAUUUGAUAAACAAAAGUUUUAUUUACCAAAUGAUGUCACACUCACACCCAAUCAGAAGAAUUUGGUAGAAAUUGUGAAGCAAGAUGCAUAUAAAAACAUUGAAAAUUUAAGAGCAAUUGAUGAGGCUGUAUUGAACUCCAAAAGCUUAGAAGCAUGUAUAAAAUCAACACAAGAUAUGCAAGAUUUUGUUGAACCAUUUAUCUCUACUUCAAAUGUUAAUGAUGGAAUGCAAAAUGUUGAAAUCAAUGUUGAUCCAGUGGUAGACAUUAGAGAAAUACGACAAAACAGUUAUGAUAAUUUAGAUGGUUAUUUUGAUGAAGGUGAGUGUAGCACUUUUGUUGAUUUACUGAAUUACGUAUCAAACAUAGAGAAACCAAAAGCAGUGUGGUGUAAGAUUCGUGCUGUUGUGAAAUGGGGAAUAAUAGUGAGAAGAGUUGCAGCAGCCAAGAGGAAUGAACCUUUGUCUAUUAUAAGGUUUAUGAUAUCAGUGCUAUUUUCUAAAGUUGAUGUUGAAUUUCAGUUACAGUGA